AGGGUCUAAUUGAUCCCCCUAGUGAUCUUAUAUGUUUAUUUUGGAGUCAGUAAGAGCACUCUGUUAUUGCUUUCAAAUAUACUCUGCUUGUUUUGAGUUGCCAAAGAGGAAUACUGUACUCGAUAGAGAAUUUCCUUGUGUCCAUGCUGGCUGAGAGCAUGCGUGGAAUCCGUGCUUUGGGUAAUGCCCGUAACAAGAGUUGUUGCUGAUGCACUUGGUGUGGUGACAAUUUGUCUUGUUGCUGUUCUGGUCCUUCUGGGUGUGUUUUGCACUGUGUACGUACUUUACUUCCGUAAUCGGAUCCGUAGUCAAGGUCUUAUUCGGUUCAAUUAUUUUAGUGGUCCUUGGAUUAUCAGAAUUGCAUUGAUCUCUUUCGCAAUCUGGUGGGCUAUUUGGGAGAUUAUUAGGCUGAAUCUGUUGAGACAUGAAAGACGAAUCUUGGGUGCCCUCAACUCAAAAUGGCAUGAAAUUGUUUGCAAAUGCUACAUCAUUUCAAACCUGGGGUUUGCAGAACCGUGCCUUCUUCUCGCCCUUUUAUUUCUUCUCCGUGCAUCAUUACAGAGGUCUGGGACAUUAAACCAGAAGUGGAAUACAAGAACAGCCGGAUGUGUUAUUCUUUAUUGUCUCCCAAUGUUCGUUCUUCAGCUCAUAGUUAUUUUAAUUGAGCCAAAGUAUAGCAAGAACAGUUCCAUGAACAAACUGCCUCCAUAUUUCUUCAAAACAGCUUCUUCUAAGACAAGUGACAAUGACAAUGUUACCAUAUGCACCUACCCUCUGUCAAGCACUAUCAUUCUUGGUCUUUUUGGUACUGUACUCACUACAUACUUUUUAUGGGUUGGGAGGCGAAUUCUUCAUUUGGUCAUCAAUAAGGGUUUGCAGAAACGGGUGUACACAUUAGUCUUUUCUAUUCCUGUUCUUUUUCUCUUAAGAGUACUACUUCUUGGUCUGUCGGUCCUAUCUGAGCCAGAAAAUCUUUUGUUUGAUGCCAUUGCAUUUUUGGCUUUUCUCUCUCUUCUAUUUUGUGUGGGAGUUGGUAUCUGUAUGCUGGUGUACCUUCCGGUUGUGGAUUCUUUAGCUGUGAGGAGUCAUCAAAGCGAUGCAGAGGCUAGAUGUAGUGAUGAGUACAACGAUUCCAUUUCACUAAUUCCUCCAACUCAUAGACCUCGUGAAGAAAGUACNAAAAUCGAGUCUAGCGAUUCUAGCGCUCAAUACACUUCUAGUUCCAAAGGAAAAUGAAAAAUCUAGGGCUCA
Olea europaea var. sylvestris is the source of this 1251-nucleotide messenger RNA. RefSeq lists its product as uncharacterized. The transcript has a single exon. Lineage: Eukaryota; Viridiplantae; Streptophyta; Magnoliopsida; Lamiales; Oleaceae. The record is from RefSeq and is a predicted model, not a curated record. Bases 184 to 1236 code for a protein of 350 amino acids.